Molecule: messenger RNA, 6328 nt
Organism: Callorhinchus milii (elephant shark)
Lineage: Eukaryota; Metazoa; Chordata; Chondrichthyes; Chimaeriformes; Callorhinchidae
Gene: anks1b
Product: ankyrin repeat and sterile alpha motif domain containing 1B
Exons: 27
Coding region: 232-4233 (1333 amino acids)
Cellular component (GO): cytosol
Molecular function (GO): protein binding
Source: RefSeq, a predicted model, not a curated record
CGCGCUGCCCCGAUGUGUGACAGAGGAGGCGAAAGGCAAAGGUUUUGUGUGUUGUGCGGAUAGUGAGACUCUCCUCUCCACAUACAGGCGACACACUCCCGGAAAUCUGCCCUUUCAUUAGGUGGCGUCACACUCCCACACGGCGGACAUGGUGUCCGUCUCCCUUCGUCGCUGAGAAAAACGUUGUGGACGGGAAUCUGCACUAUUUCUCUUUCUUCCGCUUUUUGUAUUAUGGGUAAAGAACAGGAACUUCUGGACGCCGCUCGGACUGGGAAUGUAGCGGUGGUGGAAAAAUUGCUCAGUGGCAAAAGGGGAUUAUUGGGCAGUGGAUCGAGCUCCAUCCCACUCUCCAGUCUCCUGAGGAAACGGUUUCUUCACUCCAAACUGUCACCCACAAGCAUUUGGCGAGGGCCCAACGUAAACUGUAAUGAUACUUCUGGUUACACCGCUUUGCAUCAUGCAGCUUUGAACGGACACAAGGAUGUUGUCCUGAAGUUGCUUCAGUAUGAAGCCUCCACCAAUGUGGCAGAUAACAAAGGUUGCUUUCCACUCCAUCUAGCUGCUUGGAAGGGAGACAUGGAUAUUGUGAAAAUUCUCAUCCACCAUGGACCUUCGCAUUCCCGAGUGAAUGAACAGAAUAAUGAGAAUGAAACAGCACUGCACUGUGCAGCUCAAUAUGGACACUCAGAUGUGGUUGGAGUUCUUUUGGAAGAAAUAACUGAUCCCACAAUUAGAAACAACAAGUUUGAAACUCCGCUUGACCUGGCUGCGCUCUAUGGUCGUCUGCAAGUGGUUAAGAUGCUGAUAAAUGCACAUCCGAAUUUGAUGAGUUGCAGUAACAAAAAACAUACUCCACUGCAUCUUGCUGCACGGAAUGGGCACAAAGCUGUGGUUGAGGUUUUGCUGGAGGCAGGCAUGAAUGUGAAUUGUCAGACUGGGAAAGGAAGUGCCCUGCACGAGGCUGCUUUGUUUGGAAAGAUGGAUGUUGUCCGAAUUCUGCUGGAAGGAGGAAUUGAUGCCAAUAUUAAAGAUAGCCAAGAUUGGACUGCAUUAGAUAUUUUGAAGGAGCACCCAUCCCAGAAAUCUCAGCAGAUCACUGCCCUCAUACAAGGUCAUCUGGAUAGAGUACAAUUCUAUCGGAGGGACAGAUGGAAAAUAAGACGUGCUGCCCCUUGGCUUCCUUAUGAGAUUUACAAAAACGAUUAUAUUAUCCAAACGAUGGACCUGAACGAGACGGAAGCACCAAUAAAGCAAUGUCCAGUUCCAACUCCUCGGGCCUCAAUUUCAUCUCCAGCAGCUUCAUCGUCACACAAGACCAAAGGUGAAACACUUACUGGGGAGCUAUCCAAACUUUUGUCAGAAAUCCGAGAGAGCAGGGACAAAGAUUUUGAUGACUUGUGCCAAGCCGUAUCCUCCUAUUCUAUAGAGAGGUUUAGCAGUGCAAAGAUUUGUGAUGAAGAUAUCGGGAAAUGUGAAAAACAGCCAAAACAUUGCAAGCAGCGAGAUCAUCUGUCUCCUCCCAUUGAUCUACCACCAGCAGAGGAGGAAGAGGAAGGCGAGAAAAGCUGUGGACCGACCAGACUAUGGGAAGCAUUCACUCCCUGCAAUGGCUGCCAACCUCUUGGGUUCCCAAUUUUAAUCCAGGAGCCAGAAACAAAGAAAAGCAACCAGGCUCUCGACAUAAGGCUGUCUCCAUCACUCGACAGUUUUCCUCCAGAGGAAGAGGACAACCCUUAUGAAUUUUUGGCAACAGCAGUCACAAAGAAACCCCGCUCAUUAGACAUAUCCAGAUUGUCUUCAGGAAGAACAGAAAAUGCACCACAAGUAACUAUUACUGCACCAGAGGGUAAUCUCCUUGGAAAAAGUACAGGCCCAACCCCAGACUGCUCACCUCCAUCCCCGGACACAGCAUUGAAAAAUAUUGAGAAGGUUAUCCGGCCCCAGCCCAAACAACGUACUUCACUGAUUUCCUCGCUGGAGGUAUAUAGGCCAAGACAUAUGUAUGAUCAGUCAGAAGUCAGUUCAUCUGCUGGAUAUGCCAGCUUUAAUACCACGCCUCCUGUCAGUCCUGCCAAUUACUCCAUUGGAUCUAUAGAGGGCAAUGACUUAAUGGAGGAGAAUCUGUGCCAAGGUGAAGCCUCUGCAGAAGAAGAGUUCCAAGAUGGACACAUCCCUGAGCAGUUUGCUGGUUUACUGCAUGGCUCAUCCCCAGCUUGUGAAUUCCCAGAGGAUCCAUAUCAUCUGUACACUAAAGCAAAUAAGGACGUUAGAAAUGACAAUACUUUGCGAAUCAAAGAUCCCAUACAACAGCCACAUUUAAUUAGGGCAAAUUUACUACAAUGCACAAAUGAGACAAACAAGGCACAAAAACUACAAACUGUUGGUGAUAAAUCAAUAUUAAACCAAGAAUAUAAACAGCAAGUGAUAUAUAAGACAAUUUUCCACACAAAAGUAAACCAGAAUCAUGGUGAAACAUUUGUCAGCACAAGAACUUUUUGCAAUAGAGAUCACUGGGUAAGCAACACGGAAGAGAAACAUGGCUUUGAGGAUAGAGCAUCCACUUUAGGAAGAGUAAGGUCAGGAGGAAAGACUCUUCUUGAAUUGCAGUUAACCAGAAACAUUUCAAAGUCAGACUCCAAUCUUAUUACCUGUUCACCCAUUGAGGAAGAAUCGAGAGGGAGUCGCUAUGAAUCUGUCGCAAACUACUUUAAAGAAAACAAACAGUGCACUGGAAAAUGUCUAGAACGCACACCUUCUUUCACAGCAGAAUGGGAGGAGAUUGAUAAAAUCAUGAGCUCUAUAGGAGCUGGAAUCAAUACUGGACUGAAAGAAAAGCAUGAACCCGCUUCAGGACCCAGAGUUGUAUUUCAGACUGUGGGACGAUGGUUAGAAAGCAUAGGUCUCCCCCAAUAUGAGAACCACCUGCUGGCAAAUGGAUUUGACAACAUCCAAUUCAUGGGAAGCAAUGUAGUAGAAGACCAGGAUUUGCUGGAGAUAGGCAUCCUCAAUUCAUCACACAGGCAAAGAAUUCUACAGGCAGUUCGUGGACUUCCUCGGGUUAAAGUCAUUGGAUAUGAUGGGAAUAGUCCAACGUCUGUGGCAGACUGGUUGGACUCCUUAGAGCUGAAUGAUUACAUCAAGACCUUUCUGGCAAAUGGUUAUACAUCAAUGGAUCUUGUGAAGAAGCUGUGGGAAAUUGAACUCAUUAAUGUGCUGAAAAUUAACCUGUUGGGUCACAGAAAGCGAAUCUUAGCAUCACUGGGAGACAGACUCCACGACGAGCCACCUCAGAAGCCCCCUCGAACCAUCACUCUGAGGGACUCUGGGAACACUCCUCCUCAGCUUUCCCCAUCCCUUAGCCAAAGCACUUACACUGGUGGUUCUCUGGAUAUCCCCUCUGCCCAUUUAAUAAUGCAAGGGGAUGCAAGAAGACGACUUAAUGACAGCUACUUUGAGGAUAUGCCACGGUCAAAGCUUGAAAGACAAAUGGCACAACAGGCGGAAUGGAGUGAGCCUUCUAUCACUCUUCGGCCUCCAAAUGAAGCUACAUCAUCUACACCUGUACAGUACUGGCAACACCAUCCUGAAAAACUCAUCUUCCAGUCCUGUGAUUAUGAAGCAUAUUAUUUAGGUUCUAUGUUGGUGAAGGAGUUGCGAGGAACAGAGUCAACGCAGGAUGCAUGUUCAAAGAUGCGGGUACGUCUUGGCAGAGAUGGAAUACUGAAGUCCUCGGAACAAAUGAAGAAGAUUCCUACAAUCAUACUUUCAAUCUCAUACAAGGGGGUAAAGUUCAUCGAUGCUACAAACAAGAAUAUUAUCACAGAACAUGAAAUUAGGAACAUUUCUUGUGCUGCUCAAGACCCUGAAGAUCUUUCUACAUUUGCCUACAUCACAAAAGAUUUGAAGUCAAGUCACCACUACUGUCAUGUUUUCAGCGCAUUUGAUGUGAAUUUAGCUUAUGAGAUCAUUUUAACACUUGGACAAGCUUUUGAAGUAGCCUAUCAGUUGGCCCUUCAAGCCAGGAAAGGUGGCCAUGGACUGCCGUCAAUGCAAGAUAGUCUUGAAAAUAAAAUUGGCAAGCCAAUCCCAAAACCACGAGCAAGUAUCCGGAAAUCUGUGAUCGAUCAGCCUCUUAUGGAACAAAAGACUCAUACUAAUGUACCUUGGAUUGUGGAACCAGGGCAAGAAUCGAAAAGGGUGAUGAACACUAAAUAUGAGACCACAAUAUUCUAAGCAUUAUUUCUCCUCUUCUUUCUGUGCCUUUGCACUUUUUUGAGCAAUCACUGCAAGCAGCACAUUUUUUCUCCUCUGGUGAUCUCUAACCCAGUCGAGAGGAAAACUGCACUCGCUGAGUGACCUUACACAGUUACUGUCAUCACUGCAUGAAGCUGUUCUUUUCCUUUUUCAUUCCUCCCACUGUAGCAACAGGAAUGACACUGACACACGGCAACUGUCUCUGGCGCAUUAUAAAUCAGUCCAUCAAAAGAACCUAAGCUGAUUCAGUUUAGAGAAUUUACUCUUGGCACUGGAGUUACACUUUUUUUCAUCUUUGUUGAGGUCGUUUCAGCUUAUGAAGAAAUCAGCGGACUAAUUCUGAAGAUCUCUUCUGCCCAUCUGAAAACCUGAAUGCUGCUAAAAGCAGUUUUUAUCCCUUUUUGACUAAGCAGUUUUUAUCCCUUUUCGACUAACACUUUUUAACAAAAAAGCUGUGAUUUAUCUAUUGCAGCCUUGGGAUAAUGAUGGGAAUGACUGAGCUAAUAUCUUUCAAUAACUGCUUCAGUUUUGAAAUGACUGCUCUGAGUUGCUGACUGCUUUAGGCAAUAUUAACUAUUGUUUUACUGGGAACGUCACAACACAUGCACAUUUACUCAGAGCAAUUCCUUCAGAGAUUCUGGCCCUCAUUUUAAAACUGAUCUGCACUGAAAAUAAAGUCUUUUUUUCUCCUUUAGCUAAGUGGUUACUGCAGAUGUAGUUAUUUAUUUUCACAUAAACAGUAGUCAUUUAACAUCUCGUUCCUAAAAUGUGAAAGAAUUUAAAAAAAGUUUGGAAAAUAGACAAAAAAACUGAAGAGUUUUGCACAUAUGAACCAUAGUUGCCAUUUUUCGGUCUUAUUUCCACACAGUGUUUAUAGAUUGCCAAUUUCAUAAUGUACAUCCGCUUGUGUAAAAGUGAGGGGCAAAAAUAGUAAAUUCUUUUUUAAAAGUGAAACUUCUCUGCAGCGAAAACCCCCCACAGCCAUUCUAAUGUAGCCAAUUACUGUGUUGGUGAAGUCCCUCAUGGAUUGGAGAAGUAUUAAAUGUGUUGCAAACCAGCAGCAUCGCACUGCAGGUGAAAACAGACUGUAUUCAAGCAGUGCACUGGAUACCUCAACAAUCUAACAGUGCUAGAUGCAGAAGGUAGAUGAGAAGUGUUGGCUAUCUUAGAAUACAUUAACUGCACAUGUAAUUGUCAAAUUUAAAUGAAACUUGGCACAAUGAACACAUUCUGUUCUGUAGUAUAAGAAGAGUUAUGUAAUGAUUCUCUAUGUAGUAUCUUUCAUUUCAGACAUAUACUAAGACCUGAUUUAUUUCAAACCAAUGCACACAACUUUUCUGAACUAAACCCGUAAAACCACAAUCAUCCGAUUUACUACCUGGAGCAACUAAGCUUGAAACAUGAGAAUGAUUUUCUCACUUUGUUUGCAAAAAAAGAUGUAGUGACAUAAUAUCCUACAUUAUCUUUUAAAACCACAUUGAGGUAGAGUUUAACUGUGGUAUGCACAGACAGCAUUACAAAGGAUGGUGAUGAUUAUAGUUGCAUUUCACCAUUCCAUUUAAGCAAAAUCUUAUUGUGAAUCAAUUUAAUGUUUAUUUUAGAAUCCUUAUUGAACUUGUGUAAUAAUGGUCUUAAGUUGUUUCAAUGUUACAUUAUUUUUAUAUGAUAUAGAAACUAAGCUGGGCUUAAUGAUACUGGUCACCCAAAUAUAAAAUAAGGGAUGAUUAUUAGAGCUUGGGUUGUAAUUGAUAAUCAAAUGUAUAUUGUAUGGUUGGACUGAAUUUUAGUUCAAUUCAGUGUUAAUCUUUUAAUACAGUAUUAUAGUACUUGAACAAUGCAGUUUCCUUGUAUAUAUUUUGCCUAUUCACAGUUAAUAAAUGUAUGUAGUAAUUUGGCAGUUUUAAAAAAAAACACUGUACACAUGGUACUAAAAUGAAAAUGUAUGGGGAUAAAAUAGUGGACUUCGCUGCAGUUGAUACUGUACAUAUGCUUGGGAUUCCAGUUACAAAUUUUGUAAUUUUUGCCAUUAUUUAUAUCCUGCAAAAGCACAUUAAAUAAACAGGAUGUAUAAAAA